ACGACAAAUCUGAAUAAUUCAUUGAAUAUUUAUAUGUUCGUAUAUUAAAAUCAUGUAAGUUAAAGCUUGUUUAUUUUACAUUUACAGUUGAUAUGAAUGAACUUCAAAGUAUCUGUUUUCUAGGUUUGGAAUUUUAUGACAAGCAACUCUAGCUCUGGUAACUUAUUUAAAAGCUUAAAAGCUCUUGUUAAAAUACUCUGUAUUAAGUACUGAGUGUUUCCUAGGGAACUCAGCAUAUUUCCAUGUGAGUGAUCUGAUUUAACUAAGAAAUGUAUCCAAACCACAGUGUCUCUUAUUGAUCAUAAACAUUUGUAUUAAUAGUUUACUGUAAAAGCUCUAUCAAUAGUCUAAAUAAUAGGUUGGUUCUUUGAUAAAGCCGAACGUUUUUUAAAGUAGAGGUAUUUGGUGGGAGACAAGCUAAUACACUAACUCUUAAACAUUUUUAUACAGGAUUAGCUGAACCAUCCUUUGUUGCAAAACAUGAAGAUAGUUUGUUUAAGGAUUUGUUUCAAGACUACGAAAGAUGGGUUCGUCCUGUGGAACACCUGAAUGACAAAAUAAAAAUAAAGUUUGGCCUUGCAAUAUCUCAAUUAGUGGAUGUGGAUGAGAAAAAUCAGUUAAUGACAACGAAUGUCUGGUUGAAACAGGAGUGGACAGAUGUGAAGUUAAGAUGGCGUCCUGAGGACUACGGAGGAAUCAAAGUGAUACGCGUCCCUUCAGACUCUCUCUGGACUCCAGACAUCGUUUUGUUUGAUAACGCGGACGGGCGUUUCGAGGGGGCCAGCACUAAAGCGGUCGUCAGGCACGACGGCACAGUGACCUGGACGCCGCCGGCAAACUACAAGAGUUCCUGUACCAUCGACGUCACAUUUUUCCCAUUCGAUCUCCAGAACUGCUCCAUGAAGUUUGGUUCUUGGACUUACGACGGGUCCCAGGUUGAUAUUAUUUUAGAGGACCAAGAUGUAGACAAGAGAGACUUCUUUGACAAUGGAGAAUGGGAAAUCGUCAGCGCCACAGGGAGCAAAGGGAACAGAACAGAUAGCUCCUGCUGGUACCCACACAUCACAUACUCCUUUGUAAUCAAGCGCCUGCCUCUCUUCUACACCCUGUUCCUUAUCAUUCCCUGUAUCGGCCUCUCAUUUCUAACCGUGCUCGUCUUCUAUCUCCCCUCCCACGAAGGGGAGAAGAUCUGUCUCUGCACGUCAGUACUGGUCUCUUUGACUGUCUUCCUGCUGGUUAUCGAGGAGAUCAUCCCCUCGUCUUCCAAAGUCAUCCCUCUGAUCGGAGAGUACCUGGUGUUCACCAUGAUUUUUGUGACACUGUCCAUCAUGGUCACUGUCUUCGCCAUCAACAUCCACCACCGUUCUUCCUCAACACAUGAUGCCAUGGCACCUUGGGUCCGCAAGAUAUUUCUCCACAAGCUUCCCAAACUGCUCUGCAUGAGAAGUCAUGUAGACAGGUACUUCGCUCAGAAAGAGGGGACUGAGAGCCCUGGGAGACCAGAGUCUUCUCGAAACCCACUGGAAGCUGCACUUGAUUCUAUCCGCUACAUCACCAGACACGUCAUGAAGGAGAACGAUGUCCGUGAGGUUGUUGAAGACUGGAAAUUCAUAGCCCAGGUGCUGGAUCGGAUGUUUCUGUGGACUUUUCUUCUGGUUUCAAUUGUUGGAUCUCUUGGGCUUUUCGUUCCUGUUAUUUACAAGUGGGCCAAUAUCAUAGUCCCGGUUCAUAUUGGAGAUGCAAAUAAGUGAUACCUGCCCAGGGGACACAGUAGGAGUUUGGUUGCCAAAAGCACGUGUAACUCUGCUACCUAUAAACUUAGAAAAUGUACAUUGUGCUUGAAAUUUGACGCCAGCUCUAACCAACAGACUGACAGUUGCUAACACUGGUUUAUCUUAAUAGAUCGCCCAUUGGAACAUUUUACCUGCAUGAGAGAAGCACUAACUGACUCAACAUUUGGUCUAGAAAUAGCAGUGGAAUAGUACCCGAACUGUGCUAGUGAAAACCUACUGUUUGUAUCCUGGCAAGUAACACUGGUUUGUAAUCAACAUGAAGCUCAUCUUUCGAUUGUGUUGGAAAAUUCCCGUUGUAUCUGAAGAUUGAUUUCAGGACUUUUUCUGCAUUUGGUAAAGGUACACAUUUUAAAUCUCUCUCUGUCCUGUAUCUGCAGCGGGAAGAGCUGACCUUGGGCACAGUGUCCUACUGCUGUAUUAAAUAAGCCAGCUACCUGGUACAGCAACCA
Leptonychotes weddellii (Weddell seal) is the source of this 2242-nucleotide messenger RNA. It is a transcript of the gene CHRNA5, whose product is annotated as cholinergic receptor nicotinic alpha 5 subunit. The record is from RefSeq and is a predicted model, not a curated record. Gene Ontology annotation, molecular function: transmembrane signaling receptor activity; acetylcholine-gated monoatomic cation-selective channel activity. Lineage: Eukaryota; Metazoa; Chordata; Mammalia; Carnivora; Phocidae. Gene Ontology annotation, biological process: monoatomic ion transmembrane transport. Gene Ontology annotation, cellular component: postsynaptic membrane.